UUGCUCAAUGAAAAUGCUGAAUUACGACCAAAUAAAUAUAAGCACUGAGUCGCAUCAUGCCUCAACCCAUUUUUUAGCGAUUUAUUGCUGCCCCUCUCUCUCUCUCUCAAUCAAGAGAGGCUGAUCCAUCAAUUCAAGAAAGAAGAGUAAUUCGUUCGGGUCCCCAGCAGAAAUGGGAGAAGAAAACAACGCGAAGCACAUCACCCGUGUCCUCUUCUGCGGCCCCCAUUUUCCAGCUUCCCAGAAUUACACCAGAGAAUACUUGAUCGGUCACCCGUAUAUCCAGGUUGAUGACGUGCCCCUAGAUGAUGUUCCCAGUGUCAUCGGAAACUAUCACAUUUGUGUCUUCAAGAACAAGCGACUUACUGCAGACAUUCUGUCGCGAGCUAAGCAAAUGAAGCUUGUGAUGCAGUUUGGUGUUGGUUUUGAAGGUGUUGAUAUUGAUGCUGCCACAAAAUUGGGAAUUAAAGUGGCUAGAAUACCUGGUGACGUAACUGGAAAUGCCGCUUCUUGUGCAGAGAUGGCUGUUUACUUGAUACUGGGGUUGCUCCGAAAACAGAAUGAGAUGGAAGUCUCUGUGAAGCAGAAGAAGCUUGGAGAGCCAACCGGUGACACACUGCUUGGGAAAACGGUAUUCAUAUUGGGAUUUGGAAACAUCGGAAUUGAUUUGGCUAAGCGAUUGAGACCCUUUGGUGUCAAUAUCAUAGCUACAAAACGGAUUUGGUCCUCGAAUCAAGGAUCUGGCAAAACAGAUGUUUCAGCAUCUCCCUUUCAGAAUUGCGUAGGUGAUGAUUUAGUUGAUGAGAAGGGGGGUCAUGAUGAGAUAUACGAAUUUGCAAAUAAGGCCGACAUAGUAGUCUGUUGUUUGAGUAUGAACAAAGAAACAGCUGGCAUCGUGAAUGAGAGAUUCAUAUCAUCGAUGAAGAAGGGUGCCCUUCUGAUAAAUAUUGCCCGAGGGGGUCUCCUGGACUAUGAGGCGGUCAAGCAGAACCUUGAAUUGGGUCAGCUCGGGGGCUUAGGAGCGGAUGUUGCUUGGACUGAACCGUUCAAUCCUGAUGACCCAAUUCUGAAAUUCAAAAAUGUUAUCCUUACUCCUCAUGUUGCUGGGGUCACUGAACAUUCGUACAGAUCUAUGGCCAAGGUUGUUGGUGAUGUAGCUCUUCAACUUCAUGCCGGGGCUCCCUUGCCCGUGAUAGAAUUUGUCAACUAGAUUAUACGGAGAUCCACCAUCCGUAGUACAUUUCUCCCUUUGCCAGUUGUAGAAUAGAUAUUCCUAAUAUCAAAUUCAACGUAAUUGUUGUACUCCUAAAAUCACAAAAGCCAGUUUUAUCUUUGUCGGAAUAUAAUCAUGUGAGGUCCCAUGGGUGUACCUCGAGUUUGCAUCGUAUUUCACUUGUAAUUCCGUGCAUCCACAGGAUGGGCUGUAGACUGCAUAAACAAUUCCAGUCCCAUCUAAGAGAAACCUUGGCUUCCCUUUGGUCAUGUAAUCCUCCUAUGAUGUUCUUCCGUGUAUAUCGGAAAAGUUACCCUGUCAAA
Molecule: messenger RNA, 1536 nt
Organism: Punica granatum (pomegranate)
Lineage: Eukaryota; Viridiplantae; Streptophyta; Magnoliopsida; Myrtales; Lythraceae
Source: RefSeq, a predicted model, not a curated record